AUGUUACACUUAUUUCACGUGUCUUGGUUCUGUACGCUUCAAACAGAAGUACUUGUUAUAGCAAAAAUAAGUCAAGGAGAAUCAUUCCAAUAUUUUGCACCAUUUGCGGACGAGCGUGAAUAUGAACAGCAAAACCUCGACUAUUUUGUUGUUGUUAUUGAACAACUUGAACUUAAGGUCGUAUGUAGCUUGGGCGUCGACUGUACAAAGGUAGCCACCACAAGGAUCAGCGGGCACAAUGACACUAGAGAGGCCCAAGAAAUUAGUUUGGAGUUGCAGGAAGGUGACUGGUUAAACUUUCAACCGCUCCAAGUAAACACUGAGCAAGACCAAAACGACAGUUUCCAGAUGAGGAUAACAAACAUCACGACAAACAAUAUAUCAGAUUGUAUGGAAGUUAAGUCGCCACAAGUCAUUGGGGAAUGGUCUCCUAACGUCUCGAAUAACUUUACCAUAAGCUUUGACAUCCUCCUUCCUGGAACUAACUAUUUUAGUAUUAGUCUCAAAUCGUUGAAACAGCAGUGUGAGCUGGUUUGGAGAGUACAAGUUAACGUGCGAUCGGUAGAGUGCGCCACGACACCAACAGAAGGAAAAAUGUUCAGGAAAAGGUGUAUGCGUAGUCGAUUCAGAAAAGGUAUCAACAUUUUCUUCAUUAAUAAUUUUGCUUGUCAGUGUUGUCCAGGGUACAUUGGUCGUUAUUGUGAAGAGAAAGAUGGUUGCCAUAGUAACCCUUGCAAUCAUGGUGGCUUCUGUGUAGACAUUACUGAAGGUCUAGUUGAUACUACCUUCCAGUGUCUUUGCCCUCAUGGCUAUCAUGGACAGUCCUGCGAUGAUGUCGUGAAUCUUUGCGACCGACAGCCAUGUUUGAACAACGCUACCUGUUGGGGAAAUCAGACGAGUUAUAACUGCGAAUGUCCAUCAGGAUUUAUAGGAAAAAACUGUGAAGUAAAUGUGAAUGAGUGUUUGUCAAACCCUUGUGUUCAUGGCGUUUGCGAAGAUGCAGCCGGAGGGUACAAGUGUUAUUGUUUACCAGGUUACGGAGGCGACCACUGUGAAUUUGAAUAUGACGAAUGCGAUUCUAGUCCGUGUAUAAACGGUGGUGCUUGUGAAGACUUGGUUGCAGGCUACAAGUGUCAUUGUGGUCCAGGAUACAAUGGACGUAGGUGUCAAGUAAAAGUAGACUUGUGUCAACCUAACCCCUGCCCUAGUCCGGCGCAGUGUGUCGACAGAGGAAACAAUUACAGCUGUAUUUGUCAUCCUGGAUAUAACGGAGCAGGUUGUACACAACGUUUUGAUCCCUGCUAUCCCAUCCCAUGUGAGAAUGGUGGAACAUGUUGGCCUAGUCUUGACUUGUUCUUCUGCUCUUGUUUACCUGGUUAUACAGGAGACACAUGCGAAGAUGAGCUAUUAUACCCAGUUAAGCCACUUGCACACACUCAAGGAAAAACGGAAAAACCACAAGAAAGCUCUAUGAUCGACAAUGUUAGCGUUUCUUUAGAGCACGUGCAUAAUAUCUAUAUUGCCGCUUCCACAUUGGCCGGAGCCUGCCUGAUUGCUGUUAUUGUUGUAACGCUCUGUCACUGUCGAGUGCACAAGUCGUACCAGCGAUUUGUCAGGAAGUUUGGAAGAUCUCGUGCCGAAACGAAGCAACAAAAAACCGAUGAUCCGGACAAGUUUUCCUUAAAUCUCCAAGGAAAUACUUCUGAUUUCAGACCGUUUUCUGACAGUGUUUACGAAGCUACUACAAUAGAUUUGACCGAUAACUUGGACCGGCCACUCAUCGACUGAGUUUCUGCAUAUUUUGGAUUUUCCUUCCGUCUCACCUUUUCGUCCUGGCUGAUGUAAUGGCGUCGUUUGUCUAAUAAAGGUUACUGGUUUUCUACGCGCAAACGCUAUGACGUAACAUCAUAAAAAAAGUCCAAGUUAAAAAAUUCCGUCAUCCCCAAACUCAUGAGAUUGCCAUUUUGUAACAGUACAGUAAAAGUAACGAUAGUGAAUGACAUUAUCUGCCUAGUGAUGAUAGGCUAUGAUCUAAAAAAGUCGUAAUUUCAUUCUUAAAGUUAUGAUUUGAGCGUAGAUGCCCAAAGAGAUUAUACACUUGAGUUUUUCAUUUCAAUAAAUGUGCAUAUUAGUAAUAUUUUAUUUGUUUUUUCUUUAUGGUUAUACUGUUUAAUUUGGCCUAUAAAUAUUAUUAAUGUGUUUAAUGUAAUUAUAAUAGAAUGAUGGUCAAAGAGAAUGUAUUCUUCUUUGGAAAUUGUCCUGUGACGUGAACUUUACAUCUACUCCCCCAAACUUGCAAAAUAUAUAUAUGUUUCACAAGUUUUGUAACAAUCUUUCAUUCUAAAUGUUUUAGAAUUCUCUCCAUAAAGAAUUUCCUUUUUUGCAGUUCUUCAGAAUCUGUUUAGUUCCUGCUGUACCAAAUAUCCAUAAUGAUCACAAGAUAAGUCUAAAAUAUUUGUUAACACAUUUCCAGAGUCCCCUUUAAAGCAGCUCCUGUGGUAAAGUUUCAACUCGCAACAAAAAUUCACUGGUCUUCAUCAAAGCUCCAAAAUUUGUUCUAAAACAUCUGCUCUACCAAAUUCUUUGUAUUGUUUUAAAAAUAUGUUCUCUAUCACACUUCUGAAUACUCUUCGAUAUAUGCCCCUUUAUCAAAAUUUCCAAAUCCUCUUUAAAACACAUCCUCUGUCAAAGCUCCUGAAUCCUUUUCAAAACCUGCCCUCUAUCAAAAUUUCUAAAUCCUAAACUAAACUUUAAAACAUGCUCUAUAUAAAAAGUUCUGAACCAUCUUUAAAUUUUUACCGGAAUCGAAGAUCCACUUUAAAGAAUCCAUGUACCCGAUUUUCAGAAUUGUCUGUUAAGAAAUAUCAAAUAGUUGGAUUUUAAUAACAAAUUUAUGAUUUUAAAGCUCCAGAAUUGCUAUAUAUUUGAAUUGCGGUAUAAACACAUAAUACACAUUUAUUCUUCAAACAGUUUUUGAUAUUUAGGAAUGCUAUAUUUUGUAUCUUUAUAUUACUUUUCUGUUUACGGUAUCGUGAAGUUCUCAAAAAAAAAAAAAGAGAAGAAAAAAGAUCAUAUGUGACAAAGUCCGUUAAAGCUAAAUGUUUAUCGUUACUUUUCUUCUGUUGUCAGUGAAACUUUAUGUAACGGAUAAUGGCGAUUAGCAUAAAUAAAUGUUUCUUUACGAAUCUUAGAAUUCGAUAUGUUUUUAGUCAUUCACGUUACACUUAGCAUCAGAAUCUUAGGGAAACAAUCACUGUAUCUAAGUGUAUUGGAAACUAUAGAACGUAUUGCGCUGAUUUACAGAAACAUUUAGAAGUAAAAACAUUUCUUUCAUAUACACUUCUUACUACGAUUUCCCAUGAAAACUAUAUGUAGAAAAAACAUUAUUUGGAAACUAUUGAAUAGCAGUUGUAGAACUAUAAACAAGUUGUCCCUUUUUGCUUUCUUCAUAUAUCAGGUAUUGACUAAAAGCAUACUGAAAAAAUUGAAAGGUUUAAAAAACCACGGCAGAAAAUCUAGGUAGGCUGCUCUUUGAUAUUUAUUUGUUUAGCAUUUACAAUUCCAUAGUUCAGUUUUAUGUUUCCAAAGGCUUGUCAAGUUACUAUCAUGUGUCAUGUCCAUCAGACUUUAUCUAUCAUGUUUUGUUGCUCUUGAGUAGAUCGUCAUAUGUAUAUAUAUAUAUAUAUAUAUUCUAUAAUUAAAUACUUUCUUCCGUGGGAUAUGGUUGCUUCUAAAGACAUGGUUUACUACCUUAUCUACACUAUGAUGUAAUGUCAUGUAACUAAUGAAAUAUAUAUUUCUCAUUUGCUUUCAUAACUAUCGUGGUUGCUUAGGAGAGAAGUAAGGUCGACAUUAGUUGACGCUGAUACGAAAGUGUAAUUCCAUACUAAUGUGAAGAAUUUAGUAUUUUUCUUUAUCCUGUUUUUAUUUAACAUUAUUAACAAUCAACAUUUAUAAAGGUUAUUCUGUGAAGCAUUGUUAUCUUUCAAUAUUGUUUUAAAGGUUAUUCUAUUAAGCAUUGUUAUCUUUCAAUAUUGUUUUAAAGGUUAUUCUGUUAAACAUUAUUAACUUUAAAUAUCGUUUUAAAAGUUAUUAUGUUAAACAUUAUUGAUUUUUAACGUUAUAUUUUCAGCAUCAAUUAUUUCGCCGUUUUGUUAUCCAUAUUUUUUUCGCUAGUCCAGUUCAUGCUGUAUUUUGUUCCUUAUACCUAUUAAACUGAGACAGAUAUGUCGGGUUGUAGAGAAGAAAGUCCAAAGUUCGAGUCUUGAUGUGUUGCUGAAUAUGCUCCACACACUCGGUGGUGGAAGCGUUAUAACAGUCUGGCGAACUUCUUCAUCGGGAUUCGGUCCAUGUUUUGGACCAGGGAGGGUCAGGUUCAGCGUUGACCGCUUCCUUCGUUAUAAAAGUCACAGACAAUCUUGCUAUUCGAUUAAAAUUAGCCGGAUAGGCAAUGGUCUCUGUUUAUUAGUUGAUCUCCAUCUGGUUAGCUGUUCUAAGUUAUGGAUAGCUUUGCCUGAACCUUAGAGGUCUCUGACCUUGCCAUUUAGCCCAUAUGUCACACAAGGUGUCAUUAAGACUGAAAAUACCAAAAUCCCUUUUAACCUUUUAAAGUUUAAUUUCUUUAAUAUAUAUCACUUUUGUCAUUUGUUUUUAAUAUCUGCUAUUUGAUAUAUAAUUAUUAUAAUAAAUAAUUAUGACAUCAUUCCAGUGAUUUAACGUUAUUUCCAUAACGAAACGAAAAAUAUACACUUAUAUGGAUAGUUUUACUUAAACAAGCUUUCAAUUCGAAGAAUUUCGAGAAUUUUACUUGAUAAUUUACCAGAAAACCCAGCAUUAAAACACGAAUCAGGUAAAUAAUCCUACCAAGAAAAGAAGCAGAUGGCUUCUUAAGUUUGAUUGUACACUCUGUUUGAAUCUGUUUACACUUUUAAGUGUGUGUGAAAAUUAGUGAACCUAUAGAAAAUUAUUUAUUUGUUUAUUUUUUGCUAUGACCAUGUUGCUUUAUCUCAUCUGUUGCCUUAUGCACAGAUCUGGUGACACAAGGCAUUUUAUAAACUUUCACAGAAUUAUUUUCUAAUGUACGUAAUUUCAUUGGAUUGUUUAUCCAACGUUUCUAGACCUUGUUAUCUAGUCGUGUGACAUCGUCUUAUUGGUUAUUUGUA
Messenger RNA from Limulus polyphemus (Atlantic horseshoe crab), 5162 nucleotides. Its product is annotated as delta-like protein D. Gene Ontology annotation, molecular function: calcium ion binding. The transcript has 10 exons. Bases 1 to 1788 code for a protein of 595 amino acids. Lineage: Eukaryota; Metazoa; Arthropoda; Merostomata; Xiphosura; Limulidae. Gene Ontology annotation, biological process: establishment or maintenance of epithelial cell apical/basal polarity; heterophilic cell-cell adhesion. The record is from RefSeq and is a predicted model, not a curated record. Gene Ontology annotation, cellular component: plasma membrane; protein-containing complex.